AUGUCUCACUCUGCACCAGAAUGGAACCUGACCGCCAUGCAGCGUUACAAAAGAAAUUCAUCCAAGGCUGAGGGUGCAAAGCUGGAGACAACGUUCAUCGGAAAGGAUAGUGCCCAUUUUCUGGGCCAGAACUGGAAGCAUGCUAUGGUCGUGGCCGCCUAUCUCGAUGGGGAAGCACACAUGAGCGGUCAGCCGUUCGACAUCCAUCGUUACCGUAUGGUCAUGUCUGUUGACGUGUAUUGCAAGGGAGUCAAGAACUUUUGGGUAGGACUGUCCAUCCAGCUGUGUCCCGGUCAACACGACAACAAUCUUCACUGGCCUUUCAAGUCGCGCUUUACUUUGACAGUCCAUCACCAGUCUGAUGAGCACAAGGAUGUUUCCAAGACGAUCACGCCGUCCAAUGUUUCACGCCCCGAAACUUCUAAAAAGCCGCACGGGCAGUGUAACCCCAGGUGGGGAGAUACAGAAAUUAUCCGCUUCGUAGACGCUGAAGUAGGCGGAUUUGUGUACGAUGAUUCAAUUUCGGUGUCAGUCAAAAUUCUUCCAGACUGA
This is a messenger RNA of Ornithodoros turicata, 552 nucleotides long. Its product is annotated as TNF receptor-associated factor 3-like. The record is from RefSeq and is a predicted model, not a curated record. Gene Ontology annotation, molecular function: protein binding. The transcript has 2 exons. Bases 1 to 552 code for a protein of 183 amino acids. NCBI's taxonomy places the organism in Eukaryota, Metazoa, Arthropoda, Arachnida, Ixodida, Argasidae.